This is a messenger RNA of Miniopterus natalensis, 3514 nucleotides long. It is a transcript of the gene SACK1C, whose product is annotated as scaffolding CK1 anchoring protein C. The record is from RefSeq and is a predicted model, not a curated record. Lineage: Eukaryota; Metazoa; Chordata; Mammalia; Chiroptera; Miniopteridae. Gene Ontology annotation, molecular function: protein kinase binding. Gene Ontology annotation, biological process: signal transduction.
AUGCUUGGAGGCCUGGGGCCUGGGGGCCUGGGAGCCCAGGGCAUGGCAGGACCCCUGCGGGGCAGGGUAGAGGAACUGAAGCGGCCCUGGUGGCGGGAGAGCUCACCCCUGGUGCUGCAGCACAGCGAGGCAGCUCGUCUGGCGGCUGACGCCCUCCUGGAGCGGGGUGAGGCCGCCUACCUGCGGGUCAUCUCCGAGGAGCGGGAACUGCCCUUCUUGAGUGCCCUGGAUGUGGACUACAUGACCAGCCACGUGCGUGGGGGUCCUGAGCUUGGUGAGACCCAGGGACCGGAGGCCUCAGUGCCCGACCGCCUCAGCCUGCUCUCAGAAGUCACUUCGGGCACUUACUUUCCCAUGGCCUCUGACAUCGAUCCCCCAGACCUGGACCUGGGCUGGCCUGAGAUUCCACAGGCCACAGGCUUCAGCCCCACCCAGGCUGUGGUCCACUUUCAGCGGGAGAAGACCAAGAACAUCAAAGACCUUCUGCGUUUCCUCUUCAGCCAGGCUCGCACGGUGGUGGCUGUGGUGAUGGAUGUAUUCACCGACAUGGAGCUCCUAUGUGACCUCAUGGAGGCCUCUAGCCGGCGUGGCGUCCCCAUCUACCUGCUCCUGGCUCAGGAGCACCUGAGCCACUUUCUGGAGAUGUGCUACAAGAUGGACCUCAAUGGAGGGCACCUGCCAAACAUGCGUGUACGGAGCACAUGUGGGGACACAUACUGCAGCAAGGGAGGCCGCCGCUUCACGGGGCAGGCCUUGGAGAAGUUUGUCAUCAUUGACUGUGAGCAGGUGGUUGCAGGCAGCUACAGCUUCACCUGGCUUUGCAGCCAGGCACACACCAGCAUGGUGCUGCAGCUGAGGGGCCGCAUCGUGGAAGACUUUGACCGGGAGUUCCGCUGUCUGUAUGCCGAGUCCCGGCCCGUGGAGGGCUUCUGUGGCGGCGAGGAUCCCAGGGCACCAUGCCCUCCUCCGGUGGCCCUGGCCUUUGGGCCCAGCGUCCCAAGCCCCAUGUCCUCAUCGCCUUCCAGUGCCAGCCUCAGCAGCAUCAAGCACUCCCCACUCAUGGGCCGUUCCUCCUACCUGGCUCUACCAGGGGGCGGUGGCUGCAGUGAUAAGGGUAUUGGGUCCUCAUCCCCAGGCCCUGCUAGUCGCAAAGCCAGUGGCCAGCCCUCCCUACAACGCCAGCUGUCGGAUCCUGACCAUGGCUCCCAGUCAGGGCCCUACAGGGCCAACCUGGGCAAGAUGGGGGCAUCCCCAUGGUCCCAGUCCUCCCCUGCCCUCAAUCACAAUAGCACCAGCCCCUUGACCCUGGCAGUGGGGUCACCUCUGCUUACCUGCCCACGCUCCCUCCUCCCCUUCUCCCGGGGUGUCCCAGCCCUGUCUAGGCUCCCAGAGAAUGGGCUCCCAGGAAGCCAGGAGCCUACCCCCCCACGAGGUCGCUGGAUACCUGGCGCAGCCCUGGAGACAGUGGAGGAGAAGGUGUCUCUGAGCCAGAGCCAUGGCCAGCUGGAUCGCCUUGUCCCCUUUUCCAGGGCCCGAGAAGCAAGAGGCCCUGAUUCUGGUGUUACUGCCAACUCAGACUCCCUUUGGCCUGGUGAGCAGGCCCGAAAGGACAGGAGGUUAUCUCCAAACCAGAGAUACAACCAGGCAGAUCUCCUGCCCCGGGCCCAAGGUGCUGGGGGUGCCCCUGAGUCAGGUUCCCCCAGAAUUGGCAAUGGAAACCCAGAGGAUAAGAGGCUGCCUCCAAACCACAGCCAUGGCCAACUGGGUCUCCUGGUACAGUCCCCCAAGGCUGGGGGCUCCAGAGCGCCCCCUGAAGCCAACUCAGCCAGGGCUGGCAAGCAGGGUCCAGAUGAGCGACGGCAGACCCUGGGCCACAGCCAGCUGGAUCUCAUCACAAAGUUUGGCCCAUUCCGGGGCGAGGGGCCUGGGCCCAAUAGUCUCCCGGGACCGAGCCAUGCUUGCAAGCCUGGAAUGGGCUCUGGGGAUGAGAAGCGGCUGACUCUGGGCCACAGCAAGCUGGACCUCAUCACCAAGUACCAUCAGUUACAGGGUGCCAGGCAGGGACCUGAGCAUGGCCUCCCUGGGGGCCCCACAGGUGGCCAUCGCAAUGGCAGUAGCAAUGGCCCAUUUGGGAAUGAGAAACGGCUGACCCUGGGCCACAGCAAACUGGACCUCAUCACUAAGUGCAACAAGUCCAAGUUCAAGCUUCUCCGAAGCCGCUUUGAGUCCUAGCCUUGCUCCCAGCAGGGACAUGUCCCUCCUUCAUCUGCUGAGACUCUAGAUUUGCUCAGGUCCCAGACUCUGGGGUGGAAGCUAGGGCAGAGGCUGCAUGGGGAGGAGAGGGUGUCUAAAAGCCAAGGUCAGAUACUCUCUGGGCUCAGGAUUCUUGCUUACACACACACACACACACACACACACACACACGGGGAAAUAGAACCCACAGUUAAUGUCAUUUGUCACUGUGCUGGGCACUUCACACCAGUUAUAUCUCAUCCUUCAUCCUUACAUCCUACAAGACGGAACCUCUGGUAGGUAAUCCUAGGAUCAGAGGUGUUAUCUUCCCUAUUUUAUACAUGUGGUAGCUGAGUUUGAUGACUUGCUUGGAAUCAGGUCUAAGUAAGUGGCAGAGUAGGGGCUCAAACCCGUGUCUCUUACUCCUAAGAUUGUGUUUUUGCAUAGACACAACCCACAUUAUCAACAAUUCAUAUGUCCCCAUGUACACAAAAUGCACACAUCACAGAGAUACCCCAAAUGCCUGCACAAUAUACAUAGCAUACUAACAGGGUGCACACCCACAAGUGGCACACCCAUGAACACAAUUAAUGUCAUUUGGCUGAGUGAAUGACUACACCAAAUAUAUGCAUUCAGAAACAUUGUAGACCCCUCAGGACCCACAGACUGAAAAUAUGCACAUAAACACACACACACAACAGGACAUGUGCCAACUUUUCUUGUACCUAAGCUGUGUACCCAGCCCAGCUGGGCAUGCUAUAGGGCUGACAAAUGAAUCAGACACAGUCCCUGGAUUAAAUGCCUAAAUCACUGGCCAGCAAGACAAGGUUGUACCUAAUUAAAGGCAAACCAAUGAAAGAGGUUGGUAGAGAAUGAAGGGCAGAGAGUUAUAGUGACAGUAGAACGUGGAAGAACAUUUUUUAGAGGAGGCACCCUUUGAGCCAGGCCUCAAAAGAUGGGGAGGAUUUGGAUGGGUGGAGAGUGUUGGAGGAAUUCCUGGCAGAGUGGACCAGGUGAAGAGAUACUAGGGAGGGGACUGAGGAGGUGGGUGUGAGGUGACCUGGAGAGGAUGAGGAAGAUGUGCAUACCCAGACUCUGACUUGCGCAUGCGUGCGCACACACACACAUGCACACAUACACACACAUUUUGCUGAGUGUUCCUAGAAGCACAACCUCUGAGGCAAGUUUAGGGGCCUUUUCCUGAGCUCACCACCUGCCUGGGACAGUGUUACACAUGGUACAAAUCAAUAAAAGCAGACAUGUUAUAACUGCCCCAACAGCA